This is a messenger RNA of Bufo bufo (common toad), 3788 nucleotides long. It is a transcript of the gene SLCO5A1, whose product is annotated as solute carrier organic anion transporter family member 5A1. The transcript has 10 exons. Lineage: Eukaryota; Metazoa; Chordata; Amphibia; Anura; Bufonidae. Gene Ontology annotation, molecular function: protein binding. Gene Ontology annotation, biological process: transmembrane transport; sodium-independent organic anion transport. Gene Ontology annotation, cellular component: membrane. Bases 568 to 3195 code for a protein of 875 amino acids. The record is from RefSeq and is a predicted model, not a curated record.
UGUGACCGGGGCUGCCCCUCGUCCAGUGGGAUAACGGGACCGGGACCGGGGCGCCGCACGUCAGCUCCUUCUGCCUGUAGGAAGAACCGCUGCCCGGGGGAGCACGCAUGGUGGCCGAGCACACACAGCGGUCACUGGCUCGCACGAUCAGCACAAUUGCCAGUGGAGACAUUUACUGGAGACAAUGGGGACGAAAGAACUGCCUGUGGUGGAACCAGAGAUGUGAAAGAUGACGGUGAUGGCAGAAGAGCAAUGCAUUGUGUCACAGCCUGAGGCCUCCUCUCUUAUAAUGCCUCCUCUUUGUUGAUCACCAUCUUAUCCGGAUGGAACAGUUUGCAGGAAAUCAGCGCAGGAACAGCUGCUUGGCUGUUUUUCUAAUAAUCCCUAGGACAUCCAUUCUAAAGACUAUUAAGUUCCUUCUAACACCUCUAUGGACAGUAGAAGGCCAGUGCAGGACCACUGCUGUUCUAUAGUUGAAAUGGUUUAGAUUAUGACAUUAGUAUUUCAAUACAUUUCUAUAUCAUUUCACAUUUUAGUCGUCAUUAGAACAAGACAUAUUUUCCAGCCAUGGCCCUGGAAGAUCCCAGUCCACAAUUAUUCAGCGUCACUUACCACUCUAGCGAGGGUCAUGAAGAACCGGAACCCAUGGAAAAAAAUGACACUUGCAGGUCACUAAGUUUGCCUGUCUUAAAUGGGUGCUGUAAGGCAAACUAUCAAGAAUUUCAGCCGACGGAGGUAGAUACAUCACAGACAGCGGUUAUAGGAAAAAACAUUUUUUUACAUAGUCAAAGAGAAUCAAACUUGAAAAAAGGCCAUCACAGAACCCUGUCCUCUCAAAGCAGCGCACCUUCCUCUAGGACAAUCUUUUCUUUUGCAGCCUCUGGCUUUCUAAGUGCGGAGAAGGCAGAAUGCAGCGGCACCAUUACCAAUAAAAAAGGCAUUUCUCCAUCCAUAACGCUCUCUACAAUAAAAAGCAGCCGUGGUCUCGGCAUAGCACUGACAGAUUCUAGAUGCUUUCUUGUCUGCAUGUGCUUUUUGACUUUUAUCCAAUCAUUGAUGGUGUCUGGCUACUUAAGUAGCGUAAUUACUACUAUUGAAAGGAGGUAUAGUCUAAAGAGCUCAGAGUCUGGUCUUUUGGUGAGCUGUUUUGAUAUCGGUAGUCUUUUAGUGGUUGUUUUCAUCAGCUAUUUCGGUGGACGAGGACGUAGACCACGUUGGCUCGCUGUAGGGGGCUUGCUCAUUGCCGUUGGAGCAGCUCUGUUCUCCUUACCUCAUUUCAUUUCUCCACCUUAUCAAAUUCAGGAGCUGAACUCUUCAGUUUCAAAGGAAGGGUUGUGCACAAAUGGCAACACAACUGCCAAAGAUCCCUUAGAUUCCUCCAUGUGUCCCGGAGACUCGGCUGGAAAAGACCAUUCUCUGUAUGUAGCUUUAUUCGUCUGCGCUCAAAUUCUCAUUGGCAUGGGAUCCACUCCGAUCUACACUCUGGGCCCAACAUACUUGGAUGACAAUGUUAAGAAGGAGAAUGCUUCACUUUACUUAGCAAUCAUGUACGUAAUGGGUGCCCUUGGUCCAGCAGCUGGUUAUUUGUUAGGCGGAGUUCUUAUCGGAUUUUAUGUGGAUCCCAGCGCCAUUGUCAACUUUGAGCAGAGCGAUCCCCGAUUCAUCGGCAACUGGUGGAGUGGGUUUCUGCUCUGUGCUAUGGCAAUGUUACUUGUCAUCUUCCCAAUGUUUACCUUCCCAAAGAAACUCCCCCCUCGACAGAAGAAGAAGAAGAAAAAGAAAAGUAACUCAUAUGAUGUUUCCAGUGAAGAUGAUGUGAUGAAAGAGAAAUCUAGCAACACAGUGAAAGUAGAUGCGGGUGUUGGCCCAUCCAUUGGGUUUGGCAAGAAUUUUAGAGACCUUCCAAGAGCAGCAGUCAGAAUUUUAAGCAACAUGACAUUCCUUUUUGUGAGUUUGUCAUACACAGCUGAGAGUGCCAUUGUCACCGCUUUUAUUACCUUCAUUCCCAAGUUCAUCGAGUCUCAGUUUGGCAUCCCAGCUUCCAGUGCCAGCAUCUACACUGGCCUUAUUAUUGUCCCAAGUGCUGGUGUGGGGAUUGUGCUUGGUGGUUACAUCAUCAAGAAGCUGAAACUGAGCGCAAGGGAAUCAGCAAAACUGGCCAUGAUCUGUUGCGGCGUCUCAUUGCUCUGCUUUUCCACGCUUUUCAUUGUGGGAUGUGAAAGCAUCAAUCUUGGAGGAAUCAAUAUACCUUACACCACUGGUCCCACGCUAACGAUGCCGCACAGGAAUCUAACAGGUGGCUGCAAUGUUAACUGCGGUUGUAAAAUUCAUGAAUAUGAGCCAGUGUGUGGAUCAGAUGGAAUUACAUACUUCAAUCCUUGUCUCGCUGGAUGCAUCAAUGUGGGAAAUCAAAGCAUUGCUGUGAAAAAUUAUACUGAAUGUGCCUGUGUCCAGAGUCGACAGGUGAUCACUGCGCCCACAGUCGGCCAGCGCAGCCAACUCCGAGUGGUCAUUGUCAAGACAUAUCUGCAUGAAAAUGGGUAUGCCGUAUCCGGAAAGUGUGAUCGAACCUGCAACACACUCAUUCCAUUCCUGAUAUUCCUCUUCAUCGUCACACUUAUCACAGCAUGUGCACAACCCUCGGCCAUCAUAGUGACACUCAGGUCGGUAGAUGAAGGCGAGAGACCUUUUGCGUUAGGAAUGCAGUUUGUUUUGUUGAGAACGCUAGCUUACAUUCCUACACCAAUCUACUUUGGGGCUGUUAUUGAUACUACUUGCAUGCUUUGGCAACAGGACUGCGGCGUACAAGGAUCCUGCUGGGAAUACAACGUGACAUCAUUUCGUUUUGUUUAUUUUGGACUGGCAGCUGGUCUGAAAUUCUUAGGAUUCAUUUUUAUAUUUUUGGCUUGGUAUUCCAUAAAACACAAAGAAGAUCAGUUGCAGAGACGAAGGUGGCGGGCGUCCCCAAUAAGCACAGUCAGCGAGCUGGUCGGCCAUGCUAGAACAGAGCCAAAUUAUGCACGCGCCAGAUCCUGUCCUGCCUUUGGCGCCAAGGAAGACACAAAUGAAGACAGUAAUAUGGACAAAGGAAACACACACUUAGCACAAACCUACCCUGGACCUUUCCUGGAAGCAAUAAAUUUAUCCUUUGACAAUUCUCAAGAAGAGACCCGAGCUGACACAGAAACAGGAUGAUCAGAUUUACUGUUGGCCUUGUGCAACACGUGCCUUUUAUUGAACUGAGUGCAUGUGAAAUCUGCAGCUACAGGGUUUUCGAGGGCUGGUUACCUCAGCUGUUAUCUUACCCACUCCACUCUAGUUAUGGAGGUUUUUUAAAUUGUUAUAUUUAACUUAGAUUUUCCUAUAGGAGUAAUGUUGAAUGAAUUGGUCCACAAGAAACAGCACACCUUGAAGUUCUCAUGAAGUUCUACUUUGGGAAAGACAGAGGCGUAAAUAGAAGAAAGAGGGCCCCCAUAUAAAAGACAGAAUGGCCUGUCUUUUGGCCCCCCCCCCCCAUUCCCUAACCAUAACCAUUGAGUUCACCUUGUUGUAGCUAACAGUGCAGUACCAGGUUAUUGGCACCCAAUGCCAAAAGGGAUGGAACAACUAGAGCUGGGUCUCUUCUCCCAGAAUCACAUGGCAGCUGCACCCAUGAAAUAAGGUUUUGUUUUUUUUAGCUGGCCUUUCAUUACCUUUCAUAUUGCUCCUUAGCAUAAAGAUUAAGUUUUUUUUUAAAUGAUUUGAUUUUCACAAACAUCCUUUAAAAUAAUAAUUUAUGAAGGUAGCUG